Molecule: messenger RNA, 4077 nt
Organism: Dictyostelium purpureum
Lineage: Eukaryota; Evosea; Eumycetozoa; Dictyosteliales; Dictyosteliaceae
Gene: ABCB2
Product: ABC transporter B family protein
Exons: 4
Coding region: 1-4077 (1358 amino acids)
Biological process (GO): transmembrane transport
Cellular component (GO): membrane
Molecular function (GO): ATP hydrolysis activity; ABC-type transporter activity; ATP binding
Source: RefSeq, a predicted model, not a curated record
AUGGGUACAGAAAAUACUGAAGACGAUUCAGGUAUUGGUAGUAACAAUAAUAAUAAUGAUAAUGUUGUAGGUAAUGACGAUUUACCACAAAAUAGUCACAGCGAUUUACCACAAGAAAGGGAAGAUGACUAUAAAGAUAGUAAUAAUAAAGAUGAAAUUCCUAUGAGCAAUAUCAAAUCAAAAGAUAUUGAACCAAUGGAAACAACUCUCGAUGGAAAUGAAGUCGAAAUAGUAAAGGUUGCCGAUCCAAAGAAAAGCGAUGAUAAAAAAGAAGAGGAAGGUGUCGGACCACAAGUUCCAUUUUUUAAAAUGUUUAGAUUUGCAAAUAAAGUUGAUAUUCUUCUUAUGGUUUUAGGUACUUUAGGUGCAAUGGCAAAUGGUGUUAGUAUGCCAGCUAUUUCAAUUGUUUUUGGUAGACUUAUGAACGUUUUCAGUCCACAAAAUCUUAACGAUCCAGCUUUUGAUUUAGUCGAUGAAGUUACAAAGAAUGCACUUUUAUUCAUUUAUAUUGGUAUUGGUGUAUUUGUAUGUUCUUAUAUGGAGGUAACAUUUUGGAUGUUGGCAGGUGAGCGUCAAGCUGUCAGAUGUAGAAAAGCUUAUUUCAAAGCUAUUUUAAGACAAGAAAUUGGUUGGUAUGAUAUUACAAAGUCAAGCGAGUUAUCAACUAGAAUCUCAUCAGAUACUCUUUUAUUCCAAGAAGGUAUUGGUGAAAAGAUUGGUAAUUUUAUUCAUCACUCCUCAACUUUUAUUGCUGGUUUUAUCGUUGGUUUCGUCAAUGGUUGGCAAUUAACAUUGGUUAUUUUCGCUCUUACUCCAUUGAUUGCUGCUGCUGGUGCUUUUGUCUCUAAAAUGAUGGCUGAUCUUACUAAAGCCGGUCAAGAUGCCUAUGCUCAAGCUGGUGCUGUUGCCGAAGAAAAAAUUGGCUCCAUUAGAACUGUUUCUACUUUCUCUGGUGAGCCAGGUGAAGUUGUCAAAUAUUCAGCUUGUCUCAAGGAAGCCUUAAAGGUUGGUAUUAAAAAAGGUCUCAUGAAUGGUAUCGGUAUUGGUCUUGUAUUCUUAGUACUCUUUGGUACUUAUUCAUUAUCAUUCUGGUAUGGUGGUAAAUUAAUUGUUGACAAACAUUGGAAUCCAGUACCAGGUAGAGAUUGGCAAGGUGGUGAUGUAUUAACUGUCUUCUUCUCUGUAAUUAUGGGUGCUAUGGCUUUAGGUCAAGCUUCACCACAUGUUGCUUCAUUUGCUAAUGGUAGGGGUGCUGCUUACAAGAUUUAUCAAGUACUUGACCGUGAAUCUAAAAUUGAUCCAUUCACAACCGAAGGUCGUCAACAUAACGAAAUUCAAGGUAACAUUGAAUACAGAGGUAUCUCAUUUGCUUAUCCAUCACGUCCAGAUGUUCAAAUCUUUAACAACUUUAAUUUAUCAAUUAAACAAGGUCAAACUGUUGCCUUAGUUGGUGAUUCUGGUGGUGGUAAAUCAUCUGCAAUUGCUUUAUUAGAACGUUUCUAUGACCCACUUGAAGGUGAAAUCAUUUUAGAUGGUAUCAACAUUAAAGAUAUUAAUGUCAAUUGUCUUAGAAAAAAUAUUGGUCUUGUAAGUCAAGAGCCAGUUCUUUUUGCAACUACUAUCGCAGAAAACAUUCGUUAUGGUAAUGAAAAUGCUACUAUGGAACAAAUUAUUGAAGCUUGUAAAACUGCUAAUGCUCACGAUUUCAUUAGCGCUUUACCAGAAAAAUAUGAUACUCAAGUCGGUGAAAAAGGUGUUCAAAUGUCAGGUGGUCAAAAACAACGUAUUGCUAUUGCUCGUGCUAUGAUUAAGGAUCCAAAGAUUUUAUUAUUAGAUGAAGCUACUAGUGCUUUAGAUGCUGAAAAUGAACAUUUAGUCCAACAAGCUAUUGAUAAAUUAAUGAAAGGUCGUACAACUAUUGUUAUUGCUCAUCGUUUAUCAUCCAUUGUAAACUCUGAUGUUAUUGCUGUCGUUAAAGGUGGUAACAUUGUAGAACAAGGUACCCAUAAUGACUUAUUUGCUCUCGAUGGUGUAUAUACUACUCUUGUUAAAAGACAACAAAGUGGUGAAGACGAAGAAGAAAAGAAAAAGAGAAAGAAGAAUAGAGAAGAAAAAGCAGCUGCUGAAGGUCUUAAGAAAGCUGAAGAGGAAUCCAGUUCCGCUGUCACUGCUGGUGCUGAUGUUGUUGAAGAUAAAGAUGGUAAAAAGAAAAAGAAAAAGAAAGAAAGAUCAGUUCCAAUUGGCCGUAUUCUUAAACUCUCAAAACCAGAUUGGCCACUCUUUUUACUUGGUUUCAUUGGUUCAGCAAUCAAUGGUGCUAUCAUGCCAGUAUUCUCAAUUAUCUUUUCAGAAAUUUUAGAAAUUUUCCAAGAGGUUGAUCCAAAUGAAUUAACUCGUCGUUCUCGUAAUAUGGCUUUAUGGUUUAUUUUAUUAGCUGUCGUUGCUGGUCUUGCAAAUUUUGUUCAAAUCUAUUGUUUCACUUAUAUUGGUGAAAAAUUAACAUAUAACCUUCGUAGACUUUCAUUCAAUUCAAUUAUUCGUCAAGAUAUUGGUUGGUUCGAUUUAACAGAAAACUCCACUGGUAGACUCACAACUAAUCUUGCCACCGAAGCUACUUUAGUUCAAGGUAUGACCAGUCAAAGAAUGGGUCUUUUAUUACAAAAUAUCAUUACUGCCGUAGCCGGUGUCGUUAUUGCAUUUGUUAGUGGUUGGAAAUUAACAUUGGUAGUUUUGGCUUGUGUUCCUGUCAUUGCUUUUGCCGGUAAAAUUGAAAUGGAUUUCUUCCAAGGUUUCUCUCAAAAGAAUAAAGAAGCUUAUGGUGAAUGCGGUCAAGUUGCCUCAGAAGCUAUUGGUGGAAUUCGUACUGUCUCUUCAUUCACUUGUGAAAAUAAAGUUAUCGAUAAAUUUGAUAAGUGCCUUAUUAAACCAAUUAAAUCUAGUGUUAGAAAAUCAAAUAUUAGUGGUUUAUCAUUCGGUUUCUCUCAAGCUACUCUCUUCUUUAUUUACACUCUUACAUAUUGGUAUGGUGGUAAAUUAGUUUCAGAUUUAGAAUGGAAGGCUUCAGAUGCCACUCUUGCCGCUAGUUGUUCAGCUACAACCACUCCACCUUACAGUGGUUUCGAUACUGAAGAAGUAUGUAUUAAAGCUUUCAAUACCAUCGAAGGUUUUGGUGCAAUGAUGAGAGUAUUCUUUGCAAUCAUCAUGUCUGCUAUGGGUGUUGGUAAUUCAAUGGCAUUCGCUCCAGAUAUGGCUAAAGCUAAAAAUGCUGCUGUCGCUAUCUUUGACCUCUUAGAUCGUCACUCAUUAAUUGAUCCAUUCAAUACCAAAGGUGAAACUCCAGCAAAAUUAGAAGGUAACAUCGAAUUUAAGAACAUUUCAUUCAGAUAUCCAUCACGUCCAAAUAAAGUUAUUUUCGAAGGUUUCAAUUUAUCAGUUCCACAAGGUAAAAAGGUUGCAUUAGUUGGUGAUUCUGGUGGUGGUAAAUCAACCGUUAUUUCAUUACUCGAACGUUUCUAUGAUCCACUCGAAGGUACUGUUACUCUUGAUGGUGUUGAAUUAAAAGAUCUCAAUAUUAAUUGGUUAAGAAAUAACUUAGGUUUAGUUGGUCAAGAACCAUUCCUUUUCUCUGGUACUAUUUUUGAUAAUAUUACAUAUGGUAAAAAAGAUGCCACAAUGGAAGAAGUCGUUGAAGCAGCUAAAUCAGCUAAUGCCCAUUCAUUUAUUGAAACUUUACCAGAUGGUUAUCAUACUCAAUUAGGUGAUAAAUUUACUCAAUUAUCAGGUGGUCAAAAACAACGUGUUGCUAUUGCUCGUGCUAUUAUUCGUGAUCCAAAGAUUUUAUUAUUGGAUGAAGCUACUAGUGCUCUCGAUUCAGUUUCAGAAAAAAUUGUACAACAAGCUUUAGAUAAUGUUAUGAAAGGUAGAACUACAAUUGUUAUUGCUCAUCGUUUAUCAACUAUUAUGGAUUCCGAUAUUAUUGCUGUCGUUAAAGGUGGUAAAGUUAUUGAAAUUGGUAACCAUGAAUCUUUAUUAGCCCAAAAUGGUUUCUAUUGUCAAUUAGUAUCAAGACAAAUUUAA